Molecule: messenger RNA, 862 nt
Organism: Salpingoeca rosetta
Lineage: Eukaryota; Choanoflagellata; Craspedida; Salpingoecidae
Product: U3 small nucleolar ribonucleoprotein IMP3
Exons: 6
Coding region: 118-654 (178 amino acids)
Biological process (GO): rRNA processing
Cellular component (GO): Mpp10 complex; small ribosomal subunit; small-subunit processome
Molecular function (GO): structural constituent of ribosome; rRNA binding; snoRNA binding
Source: RefSeq, a predicted model, not a curated record
AUAAAGUCAAACUUGACAUUUACCCACGAGGCAACCAGAAGGAAGACGAGAAGCACGUUGCGCUGCUGCCAAGACCACCACCACACCACCUAUCGCGGUUGACGCAGACGGCUCACGAUGAGGAAACUCAGGCAUCAUGAGAAGAAGCUACUGAGGAAGGUGGACUUCUAUGACAAGAAGCUCCGCGCGGGAGAGAUUAUGCGUCGUUACCACAUUCAGAACCGCGAGGACUACACAAAAUACAACCGCUUGGCAGGCAAAAUCACAAAGCUGGUGGCCAUGCUCCGGGAGCUGGAUCCAAACGACAAGAUCCGUCAAGUCACCACAGACCACCUCCUCACCAAGCUGUACGCGAUGGGGGUGCUGACUAACAAGACAACACAGCUGUCGGAUUGUGAGCAGCUGUCGACGUCCCGCUUCUGCGCCCGCCGCCUCCCAGUCGUCAUGGUGCGACUCAAGAUGGCGCAGACAGUCAAGGAGGCCGUCAAGUUGGUUGAACAAGGACAUGUUCGUGUUGGCCCCGAUCCCGUCACAGACCCCGCAUACCUCGUCACCAGGCAACGCGAGGAUCUCGUCACGUGGGUGGACAACUCCAAGAUCCGCCGCCACGUCCUCAAAUACAACGACAAGCUCGAUGACUUUGACCUCCUCUAACUCUGUGUGUGUGUGUGUGUGCGCGCGCGCGUGUGUGUGUGUGUGUGCGCGUGUGUGUUUGUCUGUGUGUCUGCGUGUGUAUGUGCGUGUGAUGUUUCAUUGAUGGGCGUUGCUGUAUUGAGACCCUACUGCCUCUGUCUGUUGGCUGUACCAACACCAACCUUAUGCAUGGAUAGAAGACCAAACAACACCAACGCUACCGACCCUU